AUGGAAAUGAGGCUGGGCCCAGCAGCUCGCGCGCGCUCCCUCCCCUCCUUUCCCUCGUCGCCGAGCGCGCGCCGGGCUGGGCAGCUCUGCGGGGUCCGAGGGCAGCGCAGAGGCUGCAGCAGCUGUUGGCACGGUUCCGACCGCGGCGGGAGGAGCCCCGCCCCCGGGGAGGAGCCGUGGUGCAGCCCCAACUCCACGCCAGGAUCAAGUUUCGCUGCAGUAAGAUCGCAGUUGACGCGGCCUAAGUGGACUGAGCCUAAGCCAAAAAGCCAGGCCCUACAUCCUCAGGCCCAUCAGCUCGGUAAUCACGGCGUCAUCCUCUGCCCCAUGCUCUGCCCCCGAGGUUCCUGUGCCAGCAAGAUGCUGAAGCGAGGCGCGGAAUACGCGGCGAGGCCCACCAGAGCUUUGACUGACAAGGAACCGGUGACCCAAGGAGGAGGUGAAAGCGGCCCUACUUUUCCCCACCAGGGCCCACCGCAGAAGCCCAGUCAGUCGGCUCCGCGGCCUGUCACAUCGGGGGGCACGCCUUCCCGGUCCUGCCGGCGGCCCCCGCCCCAACGCCCACACCGCUGCCCCGACUGUGACAAGGCCUUCUCGUACCCGUCCAAGCUGGCUACGCACCGGUUAGCCCACGGCGGCGCCCGACCCCACCCAUGCCCCGACUGCCCCAAAGCCUUCUCCUACCCCUCCAAGUUGGCAGCCCACCGCCUCACUCACAGUGGCGCCCGCCCACACCCGUGCCCACACUGCCCGAAGGCCUUUGGCCACCGCUCCAAGCUGGCGGCUCACCUCUGGACACACGCGCCCGCCCGCCCCUACCCGUGCCCCGACUGCUCCAAGUCCUUCUGCUACCCUUCCAAGCUGGCGGCCCACCGCCACACGCACCACGCCACAGACUCCCGCCCCUAUUCCUGCCCGCACUGCCCCAAGGCUUUCUCAUUUCCUUCCAAGCUGGCCGCCCACCGCCUAUGUCACGAUCCCCCAACAGCACCAGGCAACCAGGUCACCACCCAACACGGAUGCUCCAGCUGCGGCCAAGCCUUUGGCCAGAGACGCCUCCUCCUCCUUCAUCAACGCAGCCACCACCAGGCAGAGGGCCGGGGAGAGAGAGAGUGAGCUGUCCCCUUCUCUCACUAGCCCCCUCUGUCGCCAGAUCCAGUCAAUAAAGAGGUGGGAUUUCUGGGCGGUGCCUGUGGCUCAAAGGAGUAGGGCGCUGGCCCCAUAUGCCCAGCCCUGGCCAAAGACUGCAAAAAAAAAAAAAAAAAGAGGUGGUAUUUCUAACCCCGGCUGUAUGAGCUUUCCUGUUUCAGAUAACUGGCAAGGACAACUUGGCCAUUGAUACUGGGCUCAAAUUAAGAAGACUAAGGAACUCUUUGCUCACCUGCUUUGGGGAUGGCAAGGUGUCAACCAGUUUUAGUACUGGGUCCCAAAUGAUCCAUCUGGUCUGACAGUACUACCUCUGGUUCUCCCCACCACAUACUUAUAUGUCAAAGGUAAGAAGUCUGCUAACACCCUAGGUUUAGGGGAAUUGUGGGAGAAAAGGCUCGCUCCUUAUUGUUGCUGAAAAUUUAAAUUGGUAUCUCCACUUUGACCAUGUGACUUUAUCUAAAAUAUUUAAAUACACACAUGCUUGUUUCAACUAUUCCACUUGUAGGAAUUUAUUCUAUAAGCUCACACAUGUGAAAAAGGCAUAAAGGUAAGGCUGUUCACUGUGGUGUGGAGGUUGUGGCCAAAGAUCAGUAACAACUGAAGUGCCAUAAAUAGGGGACUAAUUCAUGAAUUAUAAUAGCCAUGAAAUGUCAUUUGCCACUAUAGGAAAAAAGUGCUCUGUGUCCUGAUAUAGAAAGACCCACAUGAGAGUAUUUCAGAUUGUAUAUGAAACCAGCACAUUGUACCCCUUGAUUGCACUAAUGUACACAGCUAUGAUUUAACAAUAAAAAAAAAUAAUUUAUAUAAAAAAAAAAAGAAAGACCCGCAAGAUGUACUAGGUGGUAACAGCAAGAACAAAGGGUAUAAGCUUAGUGCCCGUAGCUAAGUGGGCACUGAGGCUGGCAAGUUUGAACUUAGCCUGGGCCUGCUAAACAAUGACAACUACAAAAAUAUAUAUAUAGCUGGGCAUUGUGGUGGGCACCUGUAGUGUAGCUUACUCAGGAGACAGGAGAAUUGCUUGAGCCCAAGAGUAUGAGGUUGCUGUGAGCCAUGACGCCAUAGCACUUUACCAGAGGGAAACAAGUGAGAGUCUGUCUCAAAAAAUAGGUGAGGAAUGGCUUUUUUACAAAAGCUCACAGUGGCUUUUGUAGGGUAGCAAAAAAAUGGUACCCUACAUGGCAUUUUUACAAAAGCUCACAGUGGCUUUUGAAGGGUAGCAAAAAAUGGGUACAAAAAAUAGGUGAGGAAUGGCCUGGCUUUUCUUGUUUUUUUAAGAGCCGAGGUCUCACUCAAGCUCAGCUGGUCUCGAACCCAUGAGCUUAGGCAAUCUGCCCACCUCGGCCUCCCAGAGUUCUGGGAUUACAUGCAUGAGCCACUGCGCCUGGCCUCCUCACCUACUUUUAAGAGUUCCAGGGCUUUGGCCAACCUUUGUCACUUCUCUGGACUCAGAUGCCUUAGCUAUAAAACGGUGAUGUGUUAUAAGGCAUUUUAAGGGGGCAAAAGCGUCAUUUUGGGUAGCCGGUUCCCUUUUGUGGCCGUUUCCCCCACUAUAAAAUGAGUGUGCAACAUAGGACUAAAGAGAUAAAUUUGAAGAGCAAAACUCUAAAACAUUUAGAUGGAAAUAAAGGAAAAUAAUCUUAGUAAUCACAAAAGAAGAGAAAGUAUCCUUAAGAAAUAAACAAAAGGGCGGCGCCUGUGGCUCAAAGGAGUAGGGUGCUGGCCCCAUAUGCCAGAGGUGGCAGGUUCAAACCCAGCCCCAGCCGAAACCCCCCCAAAAACAAACAAACAAAAAAAAACCUAUAAAUCACGGAUGAAAAGAUAAAUUUGACAGUAAACAAAUGUAAAGUUACAACUAUUGUGGAAGAGAGACAGUAUUGUAAGAAUAUACCUAUUACACAAAGGAGGUUAGGAAGGGUCUUCCUGGGGUGGUAAUGUUGGAGCUGAGAUCGUAAAGUUGUGAAGAAUGGAAUGAGAAAGUGUGCAGAAAGUAUCAGACAUAAGAGGCAGAACUGAGCAGGUUGCUGUACUGUAAUCUACUCUAAGAUGUUAUGGGGAAGGUUCAAGGAGAGCUAAGGAUUCUACUCUCCUCCAAACCCAGCAGUUUACAUAGAAAGCUGUCCUGGGAGUCUCUCCGAAGCAAAGAUGCCACCAGCAAAGUUUUAAGGACACAAACUCAUUUGAGAGGGAUUGCUCUAGUCUUACUUUGUACAGAUCAGUAAAACGAGGCCAGGUGAGGUCACUGGGGCAGUGGCUGGAUGGGUCCUGGAUCUCUUCACGGCCUAACCCUCGCCUGCUCCUUGAACAUGUCAGAACUGCUCCUGCUCUGGGUCUUUUUAUUGUUGUUUGGCGUGGUAGCUCACCGCAAACUCAGGCCUCCGGAAGCCGCUGGGAUUACAGGUGGGAUUAAGGUGCUCGCCGGUGCCCGGCUGGGUUUUUCCAUUUUUUUCAUGAGUUGGGGUCUCAUUGUCUCUCAGGCGAGUCACGAACUCCUGAGCUCAAGCAAUUCUCCCUCCUCAGCCUCCCACAGUGCUGUGCUCUGGGUCUUUGCACUUCCUUUCCUUCUGCCUAGAAGGGCUCCCCCAGAUACUCCCUUACUUCUCCCAGGUCACCCUAUCUAAACUACCCCACCCUGCUAUUGCUCUGUCCCCACUAUUUUUUACUCGCUCUCACAGCAUUUCCCACUGCUGGAGGCUGCAUCACGCCCUCCUGCACAACGUCAAUCCCAUUGGACUGGGGACUGUGUCUGAUUUUUCACAUGGGGGUGUGGUAGGCAGCAUAACAGCCUCCUGAAGAUAUUCACAUCCUAAUGCCUGGAACCUCUGAAUGUAUUAUGUGGCAAAGGAGAAUUAAGAUAGGAGAAGGAGGGCGGCGCCUGUGGCUCAGUCGGUAAGGCACCAGCCCCAUAUACCGAGGGUGGCAGGUUCAAACCCAACUGCAACCAAAAAAUAGCUGGGCGUUGUGGCAG
This is a messenger RNA of Nycticebus coucang (slow loris), 4114 nucleotides long. RefSeq names its product zinc finger protein 575 (gene ZNF575). Gene Ontology annotation, biological process: regulation of transcription by RNA polymerase II. Gene Ontology annotation, cellular component: nucleus. Bases 1 to 1116 code for a protein of 371 amino acids. NCBI's taxonomy places the organism in Eukaryota, Metazoa, Chordata, Mammalia, Primates, Lorisidae. Gene Ontology annotation, molecular function: DNA-binding transcription factor activity, RNA polymerase II-specific; RNA polymerase II cis-regulatory region sequence-specific DNA binding. The record is from RefSeq and is a predicted model, not a curated record. The transcript has 5 exons.